GCACUCCUGCCUCAGCCUCAAGUGUUGGGGUGUCAGAGAUGAGCCACCUGCCCAGCUGUGCCAGAAGGUUCUUUCCCCACACCCCCGCAAUCUCCCUUGGGGCUUCCCCUACAGUCCCCCACAGAUGGUCACAGUCUUGGCUUGUCCCUAGAGGACAAAAGGAGGCAGGUGCAGACAGGGUGAGACCGGGUGGGUACCCCUCUGGCUUCUGAACACACUGUACCCAGGCCUGGCAACAAGCUGGGUAGCUGUAGGGAGGGGACCGGACGGCUGCAAGAUGGGAGCACGGUCGUCAAGCCCCCUGAAUAAACAGCGGCAGCAGCAGCUGAGGGGUGAGCAGAGGGGACCUGGGGGUCAGGUCAUGAUGCCCAGUGUGCAGAAGGCCACAUGCAUUUGGACUUCAGUGUGACUGUUCCAUGUCUGCAAGGUGUGAGCUUUUGUUGAAUCCAGAUUGAAAUGAAAUUCAAGUAGCCAAGUGUGGUGGGCACAGCCUGUCAUGCUGCACUCAGGGGGCUGAGGGAGGAGGGUCAGGAGGUCAAGGCCACCCUGGCAGGUAGCUGUGGGAACAGCCAAUGCAAAGGCCUAUUCUGUAAACUGACUCUACAAGUCCUAGACUUGAGUACUGCCUGAGCUUGCUGUGUGCCCUUGGGUGAGUGGACUCGCCUAUGGGCCUCAUUCUCAGAUCUGUACAGCAACAAUACAUGUUAAACGUGAAUGAAAAUGUUUUUUUUCUCGUGUGUGCGCGUAGGCUAGAGACUGACAUGGAGUGUCACCUUCAGUCCCUCUCCACCUUAUUGAGGCAGGGUUUCUUGCUUAACCUGGGUGCAUAAAUUCUGGCUAGCUUGACCAGCCAGCUUGCUGUGGGAACCCCAAAUUGCUGGGGUGUCCCAGCUGCAGCGUUUGCCUCUCUGUCCUUUCUGCCCAUGCAGGUCAGGUGGAUACAUUGUUGAUGACCUUCCUGCCCAUUUACCGCAGGCAGCUGGCCACUGCCCUGCUGACACAUAUCUCCCAAGAGCUGGGUUCCCAAGAGCCUGCCAGAUGCCAACUGUCCCGGAGCAAAAAGCUGCCCCGGGUUCGGGAGCACCAAGGACCCUUGAUCCAGCUUCGGGGUAACCCACCACAGUGGCACCCCAUAUUUUGUGUCCUGCGUGGAGAUGGCUGCCUGGAAUGGUUCAGCCACAAGGAGGAGUGUGAGUCUGGGGGCCGUCCCCUGGGCUCCUCAGCGCUGACGGGGUACACACUGUUCACUUCCCAGCAUGAAUACCUCCGCCUUUUGGACGAUUUGUGGCCACACUCCUUGGGAGACUGUGUAGAGGAAGUGUCUGCACGCCUGUUAGAGGAAUCGGUCAGCUUUCCCCUGCUCCUCCUUCACCCCUUCCGCGCUCACCUCUGCUUCUCCGUGGACACCAGGGAGGCGCAGCGCGCCUGGAGGCUCGCUCUGCAGGGAGGUAUCCGGCUUCGGGACACAGUCCUACAGCGCAGCCAGGCCCCGGCUGCCCGCGCCUUCCUGGACGCCGUGCGUGUCUACCAGCGGCGCCGGGGCUGUGACGAGGACUUGACGCUGGGCUCGGACGCGGAGGUCAGUGGCUUGAGGGGGCCCAAGGCUCUCCAACCCCCUGCCCGGCGCCCACCGCCCGGCGCCCACCGCCCUAUGCUGCAGGUGCUGAGUGCGGUGCUGCUACGGGAGCUGCUGCCCGCGCUGCGAGCCGAGACCCUGCGGGACCUGAAUGGUGCCGGCGGAGCCCGGGCCUGGGCGUGCACCGAGGUGCGGGGUGCGGGGUGCAGCGGGGCUUGCGGGUUGCGACGCCGAGGUGCGGGUUGUGGGGAGCUGCGGGAGGGAGGCCUUCCUUUGCCCUUCUCACGCAGCCGCCGUAGCCUUCCCGCCGCCCCGCAGCUCUGGGAUGCAGUGCACGCCGCCGUGCUGGCCCGGGCCUCCGCAGGGCUGCGCGCCUUCCAGCCGGAGAAGGACGAGCUGCUGGCGGCGCUAGAGAGGACGAUCCGCGCGGAUCUGGAACAGAUACUGCAGCAGCGCGCCAGGCUGGCAGGAAGGUUGGGAGAGGAGCUCCGGGGACCCCUGGAGAAGUGUCUGCGCGGGACGGUGGACGCGCAGCUACCACAGCUCACGCACACGCUGCUGAGCCCCGUGGGAGCUGCGCUGCAGGCCGUGCGCACUCUAUUCGUCCGCGGCGUGGACCGGCUGUCCCGCCAGCUCCUCGCGAACCCCUCCAGUCCGCGGCUGCGCAGGGAGGUGUACGGGUUUGGGGAGAUGCCGUGGAACCCGGAGCUGAUGCAGGCCUGCUACCUGGACGCGGAGCGCAGCCAGGACUGCCUCCGGCAGCUGGCCGAAUCCCUGGGCUUCCGUGGAACCAGAAGCCUGGUAUUCGGGGUGCAAGAUCUUGCACAGCAGCUCAUGGCAGAUGUGGUGGCCACCUUCCUGCAGCUGGCUGAUCAGUGUCUGACGGCAUCUCUAGACCGUGACCAGGCAGCCCAGCAGUUGGAGAAAGUCAGGGGCCGGGUGCUGAAGAAACUCACCUCAGACAGCCAGGCCUCGCAGCGGAGGUUUAUCCAGGACUGGCUGCUGCGUAUCCUGUCCCCCUUUGUGUGGAACCAGCUUGGGCUGAGUGAGAAAUCUGUCUGCAGGACAAGACUGGGCCUGAUGUGUCAGAGCAGCUGUGGGUGGAUCCUGGCUGAGACACUUGGGAGGCUGAAUGGCUGUGUGUGGGUCUUAGUCCAUUUCCAGUGCAGUAACAGAAUUCGUAAGGAACAACCUGAAAUGGAUGGGGACCUCCUGGCCCUGGGCUGCCCUGUCCUGACCAGUGAGGGCAUCUAUGGGGAUGUCAUCAAGGACUUCCUGCUGCAGAAGAUUGACAGAGAACUGAAAGAGGCCCUUGGUGCCAGUGACAGAGCCUGCACUAUGGCUGACUUCUUGGGCUCUGUGGGACCAGGAAGGAGCUGAUACCUGGGUGACAUGCUCCCAAUCCCCACUUCACAGACUGGAAAACUGAAGCUCAGAUCUGAGAGAGACACUCCAGCCAGCCAAGGCAGCCCUUCAACCACAGCACUUCCAAGAACAUUUCAGAAGUCUUCAACCACACCCGUUCUCCUGGGCACCGGAUAAAGAUCUAGAGGGUGCCCUUCCAGAGUGAAGUGUUUCUGUUUUUGUAAGGCUGUAUGAUUAAGAAAGUGUAUCAAUUUAAUAUUCUUACCUGAAUUUGUGCAUUUCCUACAAACCUUAACAGACAGUAAGCUUUGCGUCCAAAAAGAAAACGGGCUGGAGAGAUGGCUCAGCGGUUAAGAACACCAGUUGUUCUUGCAGAAGACCCAGGUUCGAAUCCCAACACCCACAUGGCAGCUAACAACUGUCCGUAACUCCAG
Nannospalax galili (Upper Galilee mountains blind mole rat) is the source of this 3375-nucleotide messenger RNA. It is a transcript of the gene Niban3, whose product is annotated as niban apoptosis regulator 3. The record is from RefSeq and is a predicted model, not a curated record. Lineage: Eukaryota; Metazoa; Chordata; Mammalia; Rodentia; Spalacidae. The transcript has 13 exons. Bases 950 to 2956 code for a protein of 668 amino acids.